UUCCUCUCUCUCUCCUUUCCGUAACUCUUCGUCUUCCUUCCCCAGAAUCCAAUUUUCCGUUUUCGCUAAUUCUCUUUGAUGAUUUUUCUCUUCACCUUCUGAAUUUUUUCUGGGUCUUUGAAGGAGAAGAUCAUCAGUAUCACAAUACGUUUCAGCUUCUACGUCUCGCGAUGGGCUGUUUCAGACUCACUGGGAAAUCCAGCAAACGAUCGAAGACGAAGAACAACGAGUUUGCCAAAAACAAAAUCGCAGUCGACGGAAACUGCGACCGUAAGAACGUAAAUCGAGAUUCUCAGACGCAUCCCAGCUCAGUCAGUCCAUGCGGAGAUGUAGACAAGGAGAUAAAUACUAAAGAGGAUCAAUUAGCUUUGGACGCGAAGGAUUCGAAUGUGGAAGAUGAAGUUUCAGGGAAGAAAGCACAGACUUUCACCUUUGAGGAACUCUCUGUUUCUACCGGAAACUUCAGGUCCGAUUGUUUUCUAGGCGAAGGAGGUUUCGGAAAAGUUUACAAGGGCUUCAUUGACAAACUCGAUCAGGCUGUUGCAAUCAAGCAACUUGAUCGGAAUGGUUCUCAAGGAAUCAGAGAGUUCGUGGUCGAAGUGUUGACGCUAAGUCUCGCUGAUCAUGAGAAUCUUGUAAAGCUUAUUGGAUUCUGCGCUCAAGGUGUUCAGAGACUCUUGGUCUACGAGUUCAUGCCACUAGGAUCUCUUGAAAAUCACCUCCAUGAUCUUCCUCAUGGUAAGAAUCCGCUUGCGUGGAGCACUCGGAUGAAGAUAGCGGCUGGUGCAGCGAGAGGUUUGGAGUAUCUCCACAACACAAUGAAGCCUCCUGUGAUCUACCGUGAUCUCAAGUGUUCGAAUAUCUUGCUCGGUGAAGACUUUCACCCAAAACUCUCCGACUUUGGGUUAGCUAAAGUCGGACCAAGCGGAGACGAAACACAUGUCUCCACGAGGGUCAUGGGAACGUACGGAUACUGUGCUCCUGAAUACGCAAUGACGGGACAGCUCACUUUCAAAUCAGACAUCUACAGUUUCGGAGUUGUGCUUUUGGAGCUUAUCACUGGAAGGAAAGCCAUGGAUAAGGCAAAAGCUCGUAAAGACCAGAAUCUAGUUGGAUGGGCGGUUCCGUUGUUUAAAGAUAGGAGGAAUUUCAAGAAAAUGGUUGAUCCGUUGAUGAGAGGAGAUUAUCCGGUUAGAGCAUUGUACCAAGCGAUUGCGAUAGCUGCGAUGUGUGUUCAAGAUCAGCCUUGUAUGAGACCGGUGAUAUCGGAUGUAGUAAUGGCUUUGGAUCACUUAGCUUCUGCCAAUUAUGAUCCUCAUCACAGGAGAAAUCAGUCUGAUGUGACAGAGACAAGAGUCGAUGAUGAAGUGAAGAAAAUGACCGAAGAGUACUCUCAUGUUUGUGUGGAGGAAGAGAAGAAGCAAGAAGAGAUCAAGAUAUGUUCAGAACAAGCAAGUUAAAUCAAUAACGGUUCUUUUGUUUUGGAAACAAAAAAAAAACAUGAAAUAGUUUUUUUUUUUUAAUUUGUAGAAUCAAUGCUUCCUUUGUAGGAGCAACAAUUUUGUUUUUCGAGGCAUAUCUAGAGAUAUAGUAACAAAAAUGGUUGAAGAAACCUGAGUCAUGUUGCUAUGGCGAUUUUGGCUUCAUAUAAAGUCGGGACUUCCGUUCGUGGAUAUCAUAAUGUGACUGUGUAGAAGUUUACCAAACCGGUGUAAACCGAAAUGUUAUAGACACUUGCCGGUUAACUGUGAGCAGAAAUUAACCGUUUGUAUACAGUAUUUUCUUGCUAUUACAUAUAUUUUGAAGAUUCUCAAAGAUUCUGC
This is a messenger RNA of Thlaspi arvense, 1823 nucleotides long. The record is from the annotation of a GenBank genome assembly. Lineage: Eukaryota; Viridiplantae; Streptophyta; Magnoliopsida; Brassicales; Brassicaceae.